AUGCGCGUUACCUCUUUAUUUGUGGCAAACCUCCUGGUUACCCUAGCUGCUACAGCUUCGACAUUUUUGAAUGGUAUCUUCACAAUCUUUGAUGACUCCAACGGUGACAAGUUCGGCAUCGGUACAUCUGGUCCGCUUCUUGGGCUCAUUGAGAUUAGACCCAAUGCAACCACUCAAUGGUUUAUCGAACCUGUUCCCGGCUCUGCUUCUCAAGUGAUUAUACGGGACCCCGAGAGUAAUAAAUAUAUCAGCUUCCCAGGGCUCAAGGAGGGUGCAACUGCCACGCUUACCGAAACAACUCCGACAGUGAUCACGAUAUCCCCCGUUGGUAAUCUUCGUUUCCAAUUCACUUCAGGGCUAGUGUGCACUAUCGAAAGGCACAGCACCGUGGACCUUCGUUGGGUUUGGAGGCUGCGCGGUAAUCCCGACAGACCGUAUAAGAGAAAGUUGAUUUCCAUGCUUGGAAAGCCGAGUCCACAACCAUCCGAACACGAAUGA
Microsporum canis CBS 113480 is the source of this 498-nucleotide messenger RNA. RefSeq lists its product as uncharacterized. The record is from RefSeq and is a predicted model, not a curated record. The transcript has a single exon. Lineage: Eukaryota; Fungi; Ascomycota; Eurotiomycetes; Onygenales; Arthrodermataceae. The coding region runs from base 1 to 498 and encodes 165 amino acids.